Molecule: messenger RNA, 7438 nt
Organism: Scylla paramamosain (green mud crab)
Lineage: Eukaryota; Metazoa; Arthropoda; Malacostraca; Decapoda; Portunidae
Product: neural-cadherin-like
Exons: 33
Coding region: 799-7215 (2138 amino acids)
Biological process (GO): calcium-dependent cell-cell adhesion; cell-cell adhesion mediated by cadherin; cell-cell junction assembly
Cellular component (GO): plasma membrane; catenin complex; adherens junction
Molecular function (GO): cadherin binding; calcium ion binding
Source: RefSeq, a predicted model, not a curated record
GGUGGUGGUCAUUGGUGGUGGUGGUGAUGGUGAAGGUGAGAGGGGCGCAUGCGGCCGAGAUUGUAGGUGGAGCGUGGCGCGAGUUGGCUCAGCACGUGGCCAGUGGGGCUGGAGACAGGUUGCGGUACGGAGAGUCAGCCAAGGGCGAGACGGACAGACGCCUUCUUGCUCACUGGAUGCUCGGCGCCGCGCGAAUCAGCCACAGUCCGCGCUCGUGUUCACAAAUCCAUGUAUUGCUGACGAGGCAGGAGACGUGGGUAGUAGUGAACAUUAGAGUGACGUGCUGCAGGGGUCUGUUUAUAUCCGGGCACGUGCACGACCCGGUACAUUUCUCGUUUAGGGGUGGCGUGGUUCAGAUGUGAGAGAUCGUGAGCGGUGGAGCUAAGGUAAUCUUGGAAACGUUUAUUCAAGUGUUCGUUUCUUUACCUAAUAAGCAGCGAUAUUGCAGCUCUCUUUUUAGUUAUGACAUGUCAUGAACCGUGCGUGAAUGCUUUCAUUAUUUUGUUCUGACGGUGACUGAAGAUGUCUCGCCUUUAUAAUGUAUCGCACUUGAUCAAUUCUAAAUCAGAUAAAUACUGCAGUUAGCGGGAUAGUUAAACACAUUGUUUAGCUAUUGUUACAUCAUUAAACACUUAUCGUGAGAGAGAAACUAUACCAUAACAAACUUGAGGGAAGAGAGGUGGUGAACGAGAACUGGGAAACGUUCAUCUGUGUCUGUUGAGGAGGCGAAGAGAGUAGGGGAGGAGUGACUGAUCUAUCUGGUAGAUGGCAGGGAGAUGAAGGCCCUGUGCCGCCCCCAUGCUGCCCCUGAUGCUCUCCGCGGCCCUGGUGCUGCUCCAGGGCCGCGCCGCCACCCAGCACGUGACUCUCAGUGCACCCGAAGCCGCCCAUCAUGCCCACCUCGCAUCCCUGUCUCCGCCCACCAGUGAGAGUGUUUUCGUGGAGGAUGUGAGUGUGGCAUGCGGCGGCGGGGACCACAGGGGAGCCUCGUCUUUCCCUCAUGCUGGUUUCCACUCGUCUUACCGUGCGGCGAGGGAUGGGACAGCCGCUGCUACUGUGCAUGGAGUGGCGUCAGCUGGGCGUCAGGUUGGGUGGAGCAAACCCAGUGAGAGACUGAAGAACAUCUUUGAAGCAGCACAGGAAGCAAGGCAUGAGUCCAGCACACAGCUGCACAUGCAGGGAAGGAAGGUGAGUCCAUCCAGGGCACGGCAGUCACGCGGGACUUCCAACGUAAGUCAACAUGAGUCCCUUGACUGCCGAAACCACCGCUUACUCCCAGGGGCCAGGGUGAGGCGCGCCACUAUCUCUCAGAGGACACACAAAGCACAUGGACACCAUAACCACCACCACCACACCCACAGCCACCAGGAUCAGCGGGAGAGGCAAGGCAGUGGACGCCGCCUGAGGAAGCGUCACCAGAGUCGCCAGCAGCAGCAGCAGCAGCGUCCUUCUCGCCUGCAGUUCUCCCAACCGGAGUAUCGCGUGACGCUGAGGGAGGACGUGCCCAUCCACACCUCUCUCCUGACGGUGGUGGCGGAGGGCGCUGAAGGGGCGGUGAGUUACCAACUGAGUGAUGCCGUCAACUUCGGCAUCAACAGUGCUGGCGUCAUCUACCCCAUCCGCCGCUUGGACCACGAGGGCUCUGGCGGCCGGUACUUGCUGCAGGUCACGGCUGAAGAGAAGGACCAGGGUGACGUAAGCGGGUGGACAAGACCAGCCGCUGCCCAGGUGACGCUGCAGGUGACAGACGCCCCGGAGCCACCUCGCUUCGACGCCCACCAUUAUAAGUUUACCGUCUCCGAGUUUGCACGCCAAGGCAGCUACGUGGGCACAGUGAGGGCGAGUGAUGACGACGGGGACUUCGACCACUACUUCCUGCAUGGGACGGAGAUGUCAGAGGCGUUCGCCAUGGACGCCAGCAGGGGGGUCAUCACGCUGGAGGAGGCCCCAGACGGAUCUCGCUGGCAGUACCACCUCCAGGCAGGGGCAGCAGACCGCCGGGGACACGUCACCCUCGUCCCCGUCAGUGUCUUCCUUCUGACGAGACUUGUAUCCGGAGUGCAAGGUGACAACGACCGCCGCCCCGCCUUCCCCGACUGCGAGUCUUACGAAGAUACUCAUGUGAUGGAGAACGUGACGGCCGGCAGCCCUGUCCUGACGGUGAUUGCCACAGAUGAGGACAGCGGCCCCAGCGGCGUCAUCUCCUACUCCCUCAUCCACAGCUUCAGUAGUUUUGCUAUCCAGGCUUCGGACCAGCGCGGCCACAUCACUACCACAAGGCGGCUGGACCGUGACGAUGGGGACGAGGAGUUCAUGCUGACGGUGGUGGCGAAGGACGGCGGCGCUCCUCCCCUCCAAGCCUCUUGCUCUUUCAGGGUGAUUGUGGACGACCUCAACGACAACGCGCCCGUGUUUGACCAGCCGCGGUACGAACAGACGCUGGCCACUGACCACAACCUGGCCCUGCCUGUGUUGAGAGUGGCGGCCUCCGACAAGGAUAUUGGUAAGAACGCACACCUGACCUACCACCUCGAGGGUCACCCUAACCAUCUGGAGUUCUUCUACCUGGAGCCUAUCACGGGGGUCCUCACCUUGAAGCGACACCUGCACGACGCCAUGGCCAACACUAAAACCUUCGACGUACGGGUGAGGGCCGUGGACGGGGGCACUCCUCCCUUGUGGUCCACGGCGCCCAUCACCGUGCGGAUAGUGUCCUCGGGGGAACUGCCGCCCUCAGUGGCCGCCCAACAGCCCCUGCAGCCAGCCAUCCUGGAGAACACCACGGAGAACACAGAUGUGGUGGUGGUGUGUGCCAAGUCCAACCUCCCAAAUGCCCCUACCGUUUAUUUCACUCUCCUGAACGGGGACACUCCAGAGACCAACUCUGACGGGACCUUCGCUCUCAGGGAAGUGCUGGACCACGAGGAGAGUCUGUGCGGGGACAACUCCGGCGUGAGUGUGUACGUGGCCACCAGAACCCUUGAUUUCGAGACCCUACAGGCGUACAAACUCACCUUGCUGAUGGUGAACGAAAGGAACGGCCGUCUGGAACAUCAGGUCGUGGUGAACAUUGUGGACGUGAACGACAACGCACCGCUGCUUCAAACGUGGGACGGAUCAGUGUUGGAGAACGCGGCCAGCACGCUCAUUACCACCAUCAGGGCUGUGGACAAGGACGCCUCCCCGCAGUACAGACAGCUGCGUUAUUCCUUUGACGCCACGGCGCCACACGACGUGGUGAGCAAGUUCGCGCUCAAAUCCAACGGAGAGCUGUGGAGCACGCGACCCCUGGACCGGGAAGAGCAGAGCCAGUACCGCGUGCCCAUCAGGGUGACGGAUGGCAUGCCAGGACACGCACGGGUCACAAUCUAUUGGAUCACUGUGCAAGACGUCAACGAUGUGCCGCCCGUGUUCGACCGUUCGCUGGGCGUGUAUGAAGUGCAGCUGCCGGAGAGUAGGGAGGUCGGUAAGCCCACGGGGAUACGCCUCGCUGUGGAUGAUGCUGACCUUGUCAACCAGUUCACCUUCGACAUCAUUAACGGGAAUGAGAAAGGGAAGUUCCGCAUAGACGCCACCUCCAGGACGCUCAUUGUGGACGCGCCUUUAGACUACGACGACCCUGUCAAUGACCGGAAUUUCACGUUGCGGGUACGCGUGAGUGACGGCGCCAAUGCAGCAGCGGUGACGGACGUGGUGGUGGCAGUGGUGAACGUGAACGACCUGCAACCAGUGUUCCAGCGAGCCAACUAUUCCUUCGUGGUGACAGAGAACACCGACUGUUCCGUGCCCCUCGGCCAGGUGAGCGCUCGAGACCCCGACCUCCCGUCCUCCGUGAACCAGGACAUCAUAUACUACCUCUCUCCGGACGAGCAGACCAACUUCACCAUAGACACCCGCUCUGGCCACCUGUCCGUCAAGGGCUGUCUGGACCGAGAGGCAGCGGCAGAAGGUAUCGUGAUCCUGUACCCGCGGGCCACGGACGAGGGCGGGGAGGGCCACGACGCGGAGCCCGCCACCGUGCAGGUCAAAAUUCUUGACCUCAACGACAACUACCCGCACCUGGUCCGUCCGCCUCAGAGUUACGCCAAGGUGAUGGAGAAUCUGGAGCCCCAUUUGGUGGAGCCCGUGGUGCUGGAACUCGGGGACCUGGAUGCAGCGGAGCACGGGUGUCCCUGUUCCCUGGAAUUCCACGCCGCCACCCCAGACGCCAUCAGGGACAAGUUUACCCUCACGCCCCUCGGCAGGUCCCGCUACCGCCUGAGUCCCGCCGCCGUGCUGGACCGGGAGCAGCAGAAGGUGUACCAACUGUCCUUCACGGCGCGGGACCGGCAAGGUGUGGGCGGCACGCGGAGCCUCACGCUGGAGGUGGGCGACGAGAACGACUCCCCGAUGACUGACGGCACGACCACCAUCCGCGUGUACGAUUACCAGGGUCAGUUCCCGGCGCUGGUGGUUGGGUCUGUGCACGUCACGGACCGCGAUGAUCACGACCGCGAGGACAAGACGUUCCAGGUGGAGCCGAGCAGCGGCCUGGAGGCGGCGGCGCACUUCACGGUGGACCUGUACACGGGGGACAUCACCAUGCUGAGGGGCACGCCGGCGGGCACGCAUACGCUGACGGUCACGGUGCACGACAGCUUCCGCGGGGAGGAGGCCGUGGGGGAGACGACCGUCAGCGUGGUGGAGCUGACGCAAGAAGCCCUCACCAAGUCUGGCUCCCUCAGGCUUGCCAACACUACCGCCAGGGACAUGCUGCAGGAGGCGACGCCGGGCGACGUAGGGAGCAGUCUUUACGAGCGUCUCAGGCAACAAAUCGCCAGCACACACCGGAUCUCCGAGGAUGAGGUGGACGUGUUCUUGCUGCGGGACGCGCCGGGGGAUCUUGGUGUGGAUGUGCGCUACAGCUGCCGGAGAUCACCCUUCUGCAGCGCCGCCCGUCUCAACGCUCUCAUGCUUGGGAGGAGACAGCAGGUGUCCGCGGCUCUUGGCGUGGACAUAUCAGUCGUGGACAUCAACGCGUGUCUCUACGAAGCCACUUCCCCCUGCGGCGGCCACAGCUGCCAACACAGUCUGCGACCCAAUCUCACCACGCCACUCGUGGUCUCUGGCGUUUCUGCUUCUCUUGUCGGCUUGGACGUCGUCGAUGACUACGCCUGCAGCUGCGGGCCACUGGAGCCACCCCCGUCUGUGUGCUAUACAGGCUUCUGCUUCAAUGACGGCGUUUGCCUCGUCAGGAAUAACACCCUCACCUGCCAGUGUCUUGACUCCGUCAACUUCGGCCCGCGAUGUGAGCUCCUGACAGCCAGGUUCGAGAGUAGUUUUGCAUGGUACGAGCCGCUGACGGUGUGUGAGCGCUCCUCCCUCUCAUUCGCCUUUGAAAGCCACGACAAGAGUGGCGUUCUAUUGUAUACGGGGCCAACGGUUCCCUCCCCUUGGCCGGACUACCCAAGGGAUUUCUUAUACGUCAUCCUGCGGAACUGGGUGGUGGAGACCUUCCUGGAUCUCGGGACAGGGACCAUGAACAUCUCAAUUCCUAUCGAGGCAAACAUCUUCAGGACCUUUCAUUACGUCCUCAUCUGGGGGAAUGAGGGCGUGACGGCUGAGGUGGUCAACUGUGGCAUCAACGCCACCAGACAUACGAGCCGUGAGCCUUGCAGGAAAAGUAUGCCCCUGGCGACGUUAACCAGCAGCAACGGCGAGCCCAGCCACCUGCUCAACGCCCAGGGACCCCUUCAGGUGGGCGGCGUCGCGUCUACAGUCAGCUUCCUUCAGUUAGCUGAUUCUUACGGCUGGAACCUCACCCCGCCCAGCGCCUCCCCCUUCAGCGGCUGCGUGAUGGAGCUACGCCACAACGACCACCUCUACGACCUCAAUGCCACUGACUUCAGCAAGAGUGCCAUCCAGCCCUGCGACGCCCCCAGGACCUCCCGGGUAGUGCUGGGCAGACACUCCAUCAUCAUCAUCCUCGCCAGCCUCCUCAGCCUCCUGCUGCUGGUGGUGGUGAUUCUCUGUCUGGCGCGAAGAGGUAGGAAGUCCCUCUCAUAUCCUGACCUGGAUCGCGAGUUGGUCAAGGAGACGAUGGGCGGCACCGACCUGGAGGGUUUCGGAGAGAAGGACGUCACCCACUUCGACCUUAAGUUCCUGCAGGUGACCCCGGACGGCUACCUGGUGGGGGACGAGAACGAGAGGGCGCUGCCGGACGUGGCCCAGGACGCCUGCCUCAGGGACACCACCGCCCCGCCCGCCCACCUGCCCGACGGACUCACCAUCGGGGAGUACAUCAAGGAGAACAUUGUGAAGGUGAAUCAGCAGCACCAGGAAUUAGAGGACGUGAGGCACUACUGCGUUGAAGGGGACGAGAUGUCAGCCGCCUCGCUUUCCUCCCUGACCUCUGGAUCCUCACGAAGCGACAUGAUCAUCAACUGUCGGACGGAGUGGAGUCAGAAGUUCGAAAAGCUGGUGCAGAUCUACCGCACAGAGACGGAGAGGGACGAGGACAGCGAGGACGAAUCUCACAGCAUCCCGAGCCAGCCGUCCAGAGGCCCAGCGUUCCCGCCUCGUGGCUCCAGCGAAACGAGCAAGAAUGAAACUCGCCCCUCUCCUCCUCCUCCUGCUCCCUCCUCCCCGACCUCCUCUGUGGCCGCGGACAGCAGGGUUUCAUACAGCAAUAAGUCUCAUCCGGAGGCCCCUCACUUGCCCGUCCUCGCCACCAAGACUACUGCUAAUGAGCCUUUAACCUCUGCCCCCACAAGUACGUGUAAUUGUAGUAGUGUUCAGGCGUCCUCGCAUCCCUCCUCAGAAACUUCCAACGCGUCCUUGCGCUCCUAUUCACCUAAACUGAACCAGCAGAAGAUCAAUCCUCCGUCAGUGUGCAGCACUCAAGUGAAGCAAACACCUCCCACUUCCCUCCUUCACAAACAGAAUCCGAACGCGCAGACUACCGCAGCAAGUACGCUCAAGGGAAACGCGGGAGUCACCACCAUCAACAAUCUGUAUACCAAUCCUGCUCAGCGCUCCUCCAUCAAACCACCGCACGCCCCUCCUGACAGGCCCGGGGAGGCUGCAAAGCAACCCGUCGUAAAUGGACACUUGAAAAGUAACUCCAGCCCGCGUCAGUGCUCAGCGAAACCCAUGCCACAGCUAAGUUCCUCGAGCAUCAAUGGGUGUGAUAACCAGAAGGUGAAAGCGGUGAAGGGUGUGGAAACUUGGUGCUGAUGAGAUGCGAGGUUAGAGAAGAAAUUAGUGGAGUUACGUGAGCCUUGUCAAUCCUACCUUUUGCUCAACUGAAGCUUGGUAUAAACAUUGUUUUCUGCCAGUGGGCGAUGAGUGGCUGUAUCAGCGAUAGUGCGAGUAAGCUCAGAGCCUGUUGGGACCGCCAGCAGUCCUAUACAUAUACUAUUCUUUUUUUCCACAAUUAAAAUACGUACUACGUCGCUCA